Messenger RNA from Hyposmocoma kahamanoa, 1011 nucleotides. RefSeq names its product tissue inhibitor of metalloproteinase (gene Timp). Gene Ontology annotation, molecular function: protease binding; metalloendopeptidase inhibitor activity. The record is from RefSeq and is a predicted model, not a curated record. NCBI's taxonomy places the organism in Eukaryota, Metazoa, Arthropoda, Insecta, Lepidoptera, Cosmopterigidae. Bases 246 to 857 code for a protein of 203 amino acids. Gene Ontology annotation, cellular component: extracellular matrix. Gene Ontology annotation, biological process: negative regulation of endopeptidase activity; negative regulation of membrane protein ectodomain proteolysis. The transcript is spliced from 7 exons.
CGGCGAAACGUUCAGUUUCUGAUUGUCGGCUACGGGGAGCGCGUGUCGUCGUCUACUUUAAGCCGGUAUUGCGCGAGAGCACACUCGAUAACAUACACUUUAAUUGACACUAAACACUUCGUGUCGUGAUAGAGAAGUGGAGUAGUGCAUCAAUUGCAGAUUGCAGUGAAUGAGAUUCCUGUGCUUCCUUGGAUAAUCAAUUCUUCACUGUUUACAAGUCUUCGAUAUCAGAUAACCGAGAGAAAAUGAUGGCUUGUUGGUUAGUAUUGGCGAUAGUAGCGGCGAGCUGGCAAACCUUGGACGGCUGCUCGUGCCAGUGGGAACAUCCACAGACCCUCUUCUGCAAGGCCGACUUUGUGGUCGUUGGCAGAGUACAGAAAAUGUUCAAAGGAAACGAAUACUACAGGUCAUACAAAAUAAAGAUCAGAAAUAUUUUCAAAGCGACUCCAAAAGCCCGUGCAGUACUACAAAAUGGUCGAAUAUUAACACCAAUCUACGACAGUCAGUGCGGAAUCCAACUUCAGCCCAAAGAUACCUACGUCUUAACAGGUAGAAUAAUCCACGCGCAAGCGCAAGUCAACUUAUGCGACUUCUACUCUAAAUGGCGUGAAGUCACUCCCAGACAGAGAAAAGGAUUCAGGCUGCUCUACCAACAAGGAUGUACUUGCAAGGUGCACAUGAACCGGUUUUCGUCAAUUUCGCCCAAUUCUUGCUUGGGCCAACGAAAUAUGUGCUACGAGAAACAUGGCAUCUGUCUGCAUGGGGAGUACCGACGGUGCCGUUGGACUAGGGCCCCAGUUCUCAAGAGAUGCCUACAACAAGCAGCGGCCAACAAAACGAUGACGACGACUACUUGAUCUUCCCUUCGAACCCGAACUAUAUUUACUUAUCACCAUUGCAUAUUUCGAUGUGUCCAUAGAAAUCGACGUUCUUAGUUUAUUAAUAAGAGUAUCUAUAUGACCGUCGAUACGAAACCACGCCAAAAGUAAUUCUAACAGUCUUAAAGGUCAC